AUGUAUGCCCAACCAAUUAAAUGCAGUCAAGUACAGCAGUUUUGUCCUUAUGGUACUCGUACUGAAUGCUCGAAAGUCAGAGCUCGAAAUGGUGAUAAGAAAUGGUGCACAAAACUUCAUUUUCGUAAAAUUAUACAUCCACAUACUGACGAAUCUCUUGGAGACUGUUCAUUCUUAAAUACUUGUUUUCAUGUUGACACCUGUAAGUAUGUCCAUUACACAAUCGAAUACGCAGACAGCGUUAAUCAACAACUGAGUGGUGUUGUUGUCAAUCAAAGUUUGUUAGAUAAGAAGAAGAACCAUCAAUAUGAUGAUUAUUGUAAUACUAGUAUAAUUUCAUCGUCACAUGGUAAUGCUGAUUUUAGCAAAUCCCAAGUCAAUGUAACUUCAGUGGAUUCAACCGAUGAUGGUGUCGCUGUUAGCGGUGGUGCUGUAAAAGACAGUGGAACAUCAUUAAUUCUCUAUCCGCCUCAGUGGGUUAACUGUGAUAUUCGAUUGAUAAAUAUGUCAAUUCUUGGAAAAUUCGCUGUGAUAAUGGCUGAUCCACCAUGGGAUAUACACAUGGAACUGCCAUAUGGAACAAUGUCAGAUGAUGAAAUGAGACGUUUAGAUAUACCUUGUUUACAAGAUGAUGGUUAUAUAUUCUUAUGGGUAACUGGAAGGGCUAUGGAACUUGGUCGAGAAUGCCUACGCUUAUGGGGUUACGAACGUGUCGAUGAGAUCAUAUGGGUUAAAACUAAUCAGUUGCAACGUUUAAUUCGCACCGGACGUACAGGACAUUGGUUAAAUCAUGGCAAAGAACAUUGUUUGGUUGGUGUAAAAGGCAACCCGAAAUGUGUCAAUAGAGGUCUCGAUUGUGAUAUAAUUGUCUCUGAAGUUCGUGAAACUAGUCAUAAACCUGAUGAAAUCUACGGUAUUAUUGAACGAUUAUCUCCUGGUACGCGCAAACUCGAAUUGUUUGGACGUCCUCAUAACUUACAGCCUAACUGGAUCACACUUGGAAAUCAGUUGGAUGGAACUUAUUUAGUUGAUCCAGCAGUUGUUGAAAGAUUUAAAAAAUAUUAUCCAAAUGGUUUGGAUAUAGAAGUUAAGUAA
Schistosoma turkestanicum is the source of this 1095-nucleotide messenger RNA. The record is from the annotation of a GenBank genome assembly. NCBI's taxonomy places the organism in Eukaryota, Metazoa, Platyhelminthes, Trematoda, Strigeidida, Schistosomatidae.